UCGUCGUACACCUCCACGAUCCAGUGGAUGAGAUCGCCGGGGAAGGUUUGCAUUCCAACCUCGCCCCAAAACUGCCGGCACCAUCCCUUCUUCCGCUUCUUGGAGAGCUGCCCCAGAACCCUCUCCGCCUUCAACCAAAUCCACGCCCAGUUCAUCGCCACCGGCCUCGCCUCCCACACCUAUCCCCUCUCCCGCUUCCUCCUCCUCCUCUCCUCCCUCCCUCCCCCCUCUCCUUCCCUCCCCCACGCCGCGGCCCUCCUCCGCUUCGCCUCCUCGCCUUUCCUCCCAAACACUCUCGUGUCUUCCCUCGCCGACGCCGGCCGCGCACACCUCGCCCUCGCCCUGUACUCCCACCUCUUCCUCCGCCUCCGCACGGCCAAGCCCAACGGUCACACUUUUCCCUCCCUGCUCAAGGCUUGCGCCGCAGCUGGCCCUUCCUUCUACCCCGCCGGCCGCGCCCUUCAUGCCCACGUCGUCAAGUUCCUCGACCCCGACGCCGUCGACCACUUCGUCUCCGCCGCGUUGCUCAGCUUCUACUCCCGCUGCGGAAAUGUGGCAUCUUGCCGGCGCAUAUUCGACCGCAUCGAGGACCCCGAUUUGCCCGCGUGGAAUUGCAUCAUCUCGGCGUACGCUCGCUCCUCCGGCGACGGAGGGGAUGCUGACCCCCGCAUGCAGAGCCUGUUCCUCUUCCGAAAUUUGCAGCUUUCCUCUCCUUUUCGCCCUAACGAGAUCACGCUCGUGGCAGUGAUCGGCGCUUGCGGCGAUCUGGGCGCUCUAGGGCAGGGAAUUUGGGCGCAUGCAUACAUGAAACUCAACCAUUUGACUGUGAACCAGUUCGUGGCCACGGCUUUGAUCGAUAUGUACUCCAAAUGCGGACGAGUAGAUCUAGCCGAGCAAGUGUUCUCUGCAUUUCCGCACAAAGACACGCUCUGCUACAACGCAAUGAUUCGAGGACUCUCUGUUCACGGUCGCGGCCAGCGUGCAGUUGAGUUGUUCGACAGAAUGACCAGAGAGAAUGUUGGGGUCGACGAGGUGACCUUUGUGGUCGUCAUGAACGCUUGUGCCCAUGCUGGAUUGGUCGAUGAGGGGCAGAGAGUGUUCCAUAGAAUGAAGAAGGAUUUCGGAAUCGAUCCAAAGACGGAGCACUAUGGAUGUUUGGUGGAUCUCUUAUGUCGAUCAGGUCUGCUAGAGGAGGCUAAAGCAGUGCUCGAAUGCAUGCCUAUGAAGCCUAAUCCAAUCUUGUUCAGGACCUUGUUAACAGCUUGUGCAGUCCAUAACAACUUGGAGCUCGGAGAAAGAGUGAUGGCGAAGCUAAUGGAUUCAGAGCCGCUGCACGGUGGCAACUACGUGCUGUUGUCGAACAUGUACGCAAGAGCAAGCAGAUGGGACGGUGUGAUACAGGCCAGAGCCCUCAUGAAGAACAAGGGCAUCGCCAAGUCACCUGGUUCGAGUUUUGUUUAGAUUAAUGGAUCGAAGUUUCUGAUGGGAGACGAGGCACACCCACUUUGGAAGGAGAUUCAUGAGACGCUGACUGACAAUGGAUAGAAGGUUGCAUGAGUCGAAUAUGUGCCAAGGACAAAGGAGUAGGGUUACGAGAGCCCAGCUGAGUUUUAUAGUGUUUACUUUUAUUUAACAAAGAUUAUCAAGUUGAGUUAAAUCGAACCUAAAAUGUCAUUGAAAUAAUUAUUCAAAGACUU
This is a messenger RNA of Zingiber officinale, 1697 nucleotides long. Its product is annotated as pentatricopeptide repeat-containing protein At5g43790-like. Lineage: Eukaryota; Viridiplantae; Streptophyta; Magnoliopsida; Zingiberales; Zingiberaceae. Gene Ontology annotation, molecular function: RNA binding; protein binding. The coding region runs from base 28 to 1461 and encodes 477 amino acids. The transcript has a single exon. The record is from RefSeq and is a predicted model, not a curated record. Gene Ontology annotation, biological process: RNA modification.